This is a messenger RNA of Microplitis mediator, 4917 nucleotides long. It is a transcript of the gene Tomosyn, whose product is annotated as syntaxin-binding protein 5. Gene Ontology annotation, molecular function: myosin II binding; syntaxin binding; GTPase activator activity. The coding region runs from base 455 to 4690 and encodes 1411 amino acids. Gene Ontology annotation, cellular component: plasma membrane; cytoplasm; SNARE complex. The record is from RefSeq and is a predicted model, not a curated record. Gene Ontology annotation, biological process: regulation of exocytosis; regulation of protein secretion. Lineage: Eukaryota; Metazoa; Arthropoda; Insecta; Hymenoptera; Braconidae. The transcript is spliced from 24 exons.
GAUCUGACACGAUUGAACAACCUGCAUUGCUGUCAUCUACCAAAACAGUUGUACCACAGACGAGUUUAAUGUCGUGUCGUGUGUCGUGUCGGGUGGUCAAGAGAUCAAAUUUUUGCCGAUUUUUUUUAAAUAAUUAAUUUUAGUUAUCAUUAAGCAACUACUAUUCAUAAAAUUUCGUUACACGUUUUUGUUCAAAACACAGCGAUUAAACAAAUACAAUUCGUUUAUCAAUUUAUUUAUACGAAAUUGAUGUAAAAAUGUAGAAAAAAAUUUUUUUUUUUAAUUAACAACAUUGUGUAUUGCUUAACUUAAAAAAACUUAAAUGAAGUUGAGAAAAAUAUUUCGUAUAAAUUAUUUUUUAAAAAUUAAUUGAGUUUCUUGUUUUAAUGUCAUUAUUGGUGAUUUAAAUAAUUCAACAACGGGUAGUAAAAGAAGUAAAUGAUAUAAAUUAAAAAUGAAGAAGUUCACAAUAAAGGGAGUGCUUGACGGUUUUCGAUCGUCUGUUGCUCAACAGGUCAAACCUGAUCAAGAAAUUAUUGAAAAUUUACGAAGUGAACAUUUUCAAGUAAAACGAACAUUUCGUCAUGGUUUUCCACAUCAGCCAACAGCAGUGGCAUUUGAUCCAGUGCAAAAGUUAUUAGCUAUUGGUACUAAAUCUGGAUCUUUAAGACUACUCGGAAGGCCUGGUGUGGACGUUAACAUUAAACAUGAGGGUGGUGCAGCAGUAAUUCAACUUGAAUUUCUCAUCAAUGAAGGGGCUCUGAUUUCCGUAACUGCAGAUGACACGUUACAUCUAUGGAAUUUGAGACAAAAAAUUCCCCAGGUUAUACAGAGUCUUAAAUUUCAACGUGAAAGGAUAACGUCAAUUCACCUACCAUUACAAAGCAAGUGGCUGUAUGUUGGUACUGAAAGGGGGAACAUUCAUGUACUUCACAUCGAGACCUUUGUUUUAUCUGGAUACGUGAUCAACUGGAACAAAGCAAUAGAAGUGUCAAGAAAAUCUCAUCCAGGAGCUGUUAUCCAUCUGAGUGACAAUCCAUUGGACUUGAGUAAGAUACUUAUUGGUUAUGAAUCAGGACAAAUUUCUUUGUGGGACCUAAAACUAAAGGCUGCGGAAUGGAGAUGCCAAACCGACGAACCAUUACGAUCGAUCUCUUGGCAUCAUGAGGGUAAACAAUUUAUGUGUAGUCACACUGAUGGAUCCUUAUCUACAUGGUUUGUGAAACAGGCUAAACCGAUCAACGUUACUCACCCUCACGCAAAAUUGACCAAAGAUGGCGAGCCAGAACCUUGUAAAUCGAUACAAAAAGUCGAAUGGAAGCUUUCUCGUUCUGGGGAAGCAUAUAUUAUAUUUUCUGGUGGAUUAGCAUAUGAAGCAACUGGAAGAACACCAAGUAUUACUGUUAUUCAGGGAAAAACUACGACUGUUUUAGAAAUGGAGCACAAUGUGGUUGAUUUUAUAACUUUAUGUGACAGUCCAUAUACAAGUGACUUUCAGGAUCCUCAUGCAGUGGUUGUAUUGCUUCAAAAUGAUUUAGUAGUAAUUGAUUUGUUAACACCGGGAUUUCCAUGUUUUGAAAAUCCAUAUCCAAUGGAUUUACAUGAAUCAGCAGUUACUUGUUGCGCAUAUUUUGCUGAUUGCCCUUCAGAUUUAGUGCCAGCAUUUUAUUCAGUUGGUUCAAAGUCACAGAAAAAAACUGGAUUUAGUGAAAAAGAAUGGCCAAUCUCUGGUGGCGAGUGGAGUCCUAAUUCAAGCAGUUACAAUGAGAUUAUUAUUACUGGUCAUGCCGAUGGCAGUAUAAAAUUUUGGGAUGCAUCAGCGGGUUCUCUACAAGUAUUAUAUAAACUCAAAACAGCAAAAUUGUUUGAAAAAUGUAAAACUAAAAGUUUAGAUAAUGAUGACGAUCCAUUGGCUAUACAAUUAAUAUUUUUAUGUCCCGAAAGCCGUAAAUUAGCUAUUGCUGGCGCUGGACGCCACGUUAUUUUAUUUAAAUUUAAAAAAGUUGAAAGUAUGUCUGAAGUUGUGACAUUAGAAAUUUCGCUGACUGGUGACAAUAAAGAUACUGAAGGAUCACCAGAUCCUGACUUGGAUCCCUGCCAGAUACCAGGCGUAGAAGAAUCACGAGCUGCUGAGGCCGCAAUGUCGUUAAAGGUCCGUGGAGGUUUACAAAAACGUGCCGCUGGGUUUCAAGCAACAUUAAUCUGUUUAACAUCUAAUAAUGGUGGUGAACAGACAGACAACAUUACAUCAUUGAGCCUGAAUUCAUCUUAUGGCCUACUAGCAUAUGGCAAUGAAACUGGUCUUGCGAUUGUAGAUAUUAUACAAAAAGUUAAGUUACUUGUAUUAAGUACUACUGACAUCGGUAACACAGGUGAUCCAUACCAACGUGCAUUACGUAGUCCAAAACGUCAAGACGAUGCUAAGAAAGAAAAUGAGGACAAAGCUCGUAGUCCGAGUAUUGAUCAGAUUCAUCGAGAAUCGACACCAGACUACGAAUCAUUAGUAGCAGUAGGAGAAAAAUCGUCUGCUUUUUGUACUUCUGUCUCUUCGCACCAUUUUCAACAGCUAUCAUCACAACAACAACAACAAGCACCACAACAACAACAUCAUCAUCAUCAUCAUCAACAACAACAAUUUAUUGACGAUUGUCAUGGUCUACAUAGUGAUACGCGUGACACUGAUAGUAAUGUAAAAGAUGGUACGUUGGCAGUCACAACGACACCGACCGCAUCGAGAAAAACUGGAGUUGAUGCUAAUGAAGAUGAGAUACGUGAUAAAAAACCAUGGAAGUCAUUUAGUCUGAAACGACAGCUCAGUAGGGUUGACAUUAAAAUCAAGAAUACUUUUACCCCAUCUACAGCUUUAACAAGUUCAUCGACCACGGCUAUUAAUGGGAAACAAGUAUCACAAUCAACUUUUUACCGCAAUCCUACCGAAGUAUCACCUGGAUUGAAUGAUGAAAUAACAACUGCUUCAACAACUAUAACAUUAUCAUCAUCAUCAUCAUCAAAUAAAAGUCCUGUAUCGACACGUUCUCUUCGUACUGAAAAACAUGGCCUUAAAACAAUGACCUGUGAGUUAUCAACAAUUACAAGCCCUAGUGAUGUGUCUGAUGACAAUGACGACAGUGAUGACAAUAAUCAACAAUUAAUAAGUCCGAUAACUGAUAAUCCGAUACGACCUAUUGAUCUACCUCUGUUAGAAAAUAAUGAUAAAUUAAUGGAAUUACACAAGAAACGUUUAAAAGGACGACAUAUAAAGACACGUUUAUUAUCAGUACCUAAUUCAAAAAAUCAAAAACUUAAUAAUAAUAACUACAACGAUGGAUUAUUUACUAGAAAUGAUGAUAAUAAUUUGACGUCGACAACUGGUAUGACAUCUAACAACGAAUCAUUUGCUGGAAAUUUAAUGAGACGAUUCAGCCGUGCAGAUAAAUUCGACAGUACAUUCCAACGUUCAAGAAGUUCAAGUAUGUCAUCACUUGAAAAUAUUUCAACAGAAACCAUCAGCUGCCUUACAUUUGCCGAUUGUUACAUAAAAAAACCCGGUAAUUUUGAUAUUAGUGUAUUACCAACACUAUGGAUUGGUACAUCAUUGGGUUCAAUACAAACUGUUGUAUUUAAUUUACCAGUUCAUGAAGAUCGUCAAACACAGCCUGUGAUUAUUUCUACAUCUAAUGGCUUAACGUUCAAAUUAAAAGGUUGUAUUUUAACAAUAUCAUUUUUGGAUUGUAAUGGUACAUUGAUACCAUAUUCUUACGAGUCAUGGAAAGAUGAAAAUAUUGAGGGUAAAGAACGUAAUCGUGGUGCUAAAUCAAAUAGCCGAAUGUCACCAUUGUUGUAUGCGCAAACAUCAAAUACGACAGGAGAAGGUUGUGAUGAUCGUCAAUUUGUUGUUUUGAUAUCUGAAAAACAAGCUAGAGUUGUAGCGUUGCCAUCGCAAAAUUGUAUUUAUAGACAACAAUUAAGUGAAACUCAUGCUGUUAUUAAAGCUGAAAUAACGUCCAUGAAAGAUAGUGUUUGUCUUGUUUGCUACGUCUCUAACGGCCAUAUAUCAACGUACAGUUUGCCGAGCUUAAGGCCACUCAUAGAUGUCGAUUUUCUACCUUUACAAGAUCUCAGUUUUCAGACAACAAAACAUGGCAUUGUAGACCCUAUGUUAUCCAUUUGGGGCCAUCAACUCUUUGUAAAUGGCGAUACUGAUCAAAUUUCGAAGACAGUUUGUUUCAGCAAUAGAGGUCAUGCGUUAUAUUUAUCAUCACCGACGGAGAUACAGAAAUUUAGUAUAUCUAAUGAGUUUUGCUCCGAGUUGACUGAAAUGAUGGGAGACUUAUUUUCCACAGUAGAUAUGCCAGAAGCGCCUAAAGAAAGUUUCUUUAAAGGUCUUUUUGGUGGUGGUACACGCAAUAUAGAUCGUGAAGAACUAUUUGGCGAAUCAAGUGGACGUGCAUCACGUACAAUAGCUAAGCACAUACCAGGACCUAAUGCUAAUCCUGAAGCACUACGCGAACGUGUUUCAACGGCGACUGGUGAAGUUGCCAUGGCACAUCAAAUGGUCAUGGAACGUGGUGACAAAUUAUCACAGCUAGAAGAAAGGACAGCUCGUAUGAUGAACGAAUCGGAAAAUUUCGCUACUUCAGCUCAUGGACUUAUGCACAAAUACAAAGAUAAAAAAUGGUAUCAGCUAUGAGUCUGAAACAUGAUAUUUGUUAUUAAAUUUUGAAGAAACAAAUUAUUAGAAAUAGUAAUAUAAUAUUUAAAUCAAUAAGAGAAAAAAAUCUUUUGGAAUGAAAUACUAUAGUUCAAUGACAAUUUACUACGCACACAAAAUAUCAAACAAAACCGAAGUAAAAAAUAAUUAAAUAGAAAAAAAAAUAGUAGGUAAUAAAAAAUAUAUUCAAUAAAAUUAUUAAAUUA